Ornithorhynchus anatinus (platypus) is the source of this 2193-nucleotide messenger RNA. RefSeq names its product MLLT3 super elongation complex subunit (gene MLLT3). Gene Ontology annotation, cellular component: super elongation complex. NCBI's taxonomy places the organism in Eukaryota, Metazoa, Chordata, Mammalia, Monotremata, Ornithorhynchidae. Bases 134 to 2011 code for a protein of 625 amino acids. The record is from RefSeq and is a predicted model, not a curated record. Gene Ontology annotation, biological process: regulation of DNA-templated transcription. The transcript has 14 exons.
GAAUGUCCGCCAUCUACCCUCCACUCCUGUGCGCACUCUCAUUCAUAUCUACUUCUUCAUGAAUUACAGCUGAAAGGGUGGGUAGGGGGGAAUACCAAAAAUAACACCCCAGCAAACCUCCGGGCCCCCAGGCAUGGCCAGCUCGUGUGCUGUUCAGGUGAAGCUGGAACUGGGGCACCGAGCCCAGGUCAGGAAGAAACCUACCGUGGAGGGCUUUACCCACGACUGGAUGGUGUUUGUUCGAGGACCUGAGCACAGUAACAUUCAGCACUUUGUGGAGAAAGUCGUUUUUCACUUGCACGAAAGCUUCCCUAGGCCAAAAAGAGUGUGCAAAGAUCCACCUUACAAAGUAGAAGAAUCUGGGUAUGCUGGUUUCAUUUUGCCAAUUGAAGUUUAUUUUAAAAACAAGGAAGAACCUAAGAAAGUUCGCUUUGAUUAUGACUUAUUCCUGCACCUUGAAGGCCAUCCACCUGUAAAUCACCUCCGUUGUGAAAAGCUAACAUUCAACAACCCUACAGAGGAGUUCAGAAGAAAGCUGUUGAAGGCAGGAGGGAGAGAAAAAUGGAGGCACCAGGCACUUAGCCUACCCAUUCUGGAGCCAAAGGCCUUUCCUUCUGCAGUAAAGAAACAGAAAUGGAAGAUAAUGGUAAUGUCUGACGGAACGUCGGUUCCUUCAGGACAGAGUCUUAACCUCCCCAGCCUCCCCAGUAAUUCUUUGUCUUUUUCUGAUGUGAAGAAGAAUAAGUCAUCUCACGGUUCAAAGGACCUAAAUAGGAAUAUCCAUAUGAAUAGCAGCAGUAACAGUUUUUCAAAGCCCCACAAGUUAAUGAAGGAGCACAAGGAAAAACCCUCUAAAGACUCAAAAGAGCAUAAAAGUGCCUUCAAAGAACCUUCCAGGGAACACAACAAAUCUUCCAAAGAAUCCUCUAAGAAACCCAAAGAAAACAAACCCCUAAAAGAAGAAAAAAUUGUUCCUAAGUUGGCCUUCAAGGAACCUAAACCCAUGUCAAAAGAGUCUAAAUCUGAAAAUAACUUACUUACUCUCACAGGCGGUCAGCAGCAAGACAAGAAGGCACCUAGUAAAAGGCCCUCCAUUUCAGAUUCUGAGGAACUUACAGCCAAAAAGAAGAAGAAAAACACAUCAGAGGCUUUAUUUAAAAGUUUUUCUAGUGCUCCCCCACUGAUACUCACUUGUUCUGCUGAUAAAAAACAGAUAAAAGAUAAGUCGCAUGUCAAGAUGAGUAAGGUCAAAAUGGAAAGCGAGGCAACAGAGAAGAAGAAAUCAAGUUUGCCACCAUUUGAUAAUAUUGUGGAUCCCAAUGACUCUGACAUGGAGGAAAACCUGUCUUCAAAAUCUGAAUUCUGGUCUCCUGGGAAGAUACCAUGGGGAUGUCCAGCUUGGCUGAAGUUGAAAUUCUCUGAGAUGAGGUCUGAGCAACCUAGCCCAACAAGUUCUGGAUCCAGUUCCAGCUCCAGCUUUACACCUUCUCAGACAAGACAACAAGGUCCCUUAAGCUCUAUAAUGAAAGAUCUGCAUUCUGAUGACAAUGAAGAAGAAACAGAAGGAGAAGAAAAUGACAAUGACUCUGAAAUGGAGAAGGCUGUAAAUUCUCAAGGAGGAGCCAGAAGUCACAGGGUUAGUUUAAGUGAUGGCAGCGACAUUGAGAGCAAUUCUACCUCUUCACCCUUACACCAUGAUUUACCACCUCCUUUAUUAAAAGCCAACAACAACCAGAUCUUAGAAGUGAAAAGUCCAGUGAAGCCAAACAAAUCUGAUAAGUCAACGAAGAAUGGUGAUUGUGAUAAGGCAUAUUUGGACGAAUUGGUGGAGCUUCAUAGAAGAUUAAUGACACUGAGGGAAAGACCCGUUCUUCAGCAGAUUGUAAACCUUAUAGAAGAAACUGGACACUUUCAUAUCACGAACACAACCUUUGACUUUGACCUAUGUUCGCUGGACAAAUCCACAGUACGUAAACUACAGAGUUACCUGGAAUCAUCUGGAACAUCCUGAGGAUCCAGAACAUGUCUGCAUCCAAAACUGUUGGAAUGGGGUUUUUUUUGGUUAUUUUUGUCCUUAUGAAAUACUCUUAAAUAAUGCAGCCAAAAGGAAAACACAAACGGGACAAACUUCUACAGCUUUAUUUUUCAUUAAAAACAGUCAUCAUCUCUUAAUAAAGAAUUUGUUAAGUGACA